Messenger RNA from Entamoeba nuttalli P19, 1545 nucleotides. RefSeq names its product polyadenylate-binding protein, putative. Gene Ontology annotation, cellular component: ribonucleoprotein complex. Bases 1 to 1545 code for a protein of 514 amino acids. The transcript has a single exon. The record is from RefSeq and is a predicted model, not a curated record. Lineage: Eukaryota; Evosea; Mastigamoebida; Endamoebidae. Gene Ontology annotation, molecular function: RNA binding.
AUGACCACUGCUCAAAGUAAUUUUUCAGACUUUGCUGAAAACAAAACUAUUUUUGUUAGUGGAUUAUCACUUAAUGUUACAGAGUCAGUCUUAUAUGGAACAGUUUUAAAAGAAUUCCCAAACCAGGUUUUAAAUGUCCAUAUUAAUAAAGAUAAUUCACAUGAUACUUCUAUUGCUUAUAUCAAUAUGAACACACAUGAUUCUGCUGCACAAGCUAUUAGUAAAUUAAAUGGAACUAUAAUUGAAGGAAGAAAAGUUAAUAUGUUCUGGUCACUUAGAGAUUAUAAGCUUAGAACACAAUCAGAAACUAAUUUAUAUGUUAAAGGAAUUAAGAAAGAAAUUGGACAACAAAAAAUGCAAGAAGUAUUUGAUAAAUAUGGAAAUACUUUAUCAGUUAAAUUAAGUACUAAUGAAAAGAAUGAAUCAAAUGGAUUUGGAUAUGUUAAAUAUUGUACUGUUGAUGAAUGUAAAAAGGUUAUUGCUGCUAAAGAAGAAAUUAGUAAAGAAAUUGGAGACGCAUCAUUUGAUAUUGUUAAAUUUGAAAAACAAAAUAAGAGCCUUAAAACAAAUAUUUAUAUUGGAAAUAUUGAUGCUACUGUUACUGAAGAACAAUUCCUUAAAUAUUUUGAAACAUUUGGUCCAAUUAGAAAAGACGCUAGUGGUAAAUUAGCAUAUAAAAUUGUUCUUGAUCAAGCUCACCAAAAGAAUAAAGGAUUUGUUAAUUAUGAAAAUGUUGAAGACGCUCAAAAAGCUAUUAGUUCUCCAAAGACAGGAGUUCUUGGAUCAGGAGAAAUUCUUAUUGAUUAUUAUAAGUCUAAAGAAGAAAGAAAAAAAGAAUGGAGAAAUGCUUUAUUUGAAAUCAAGAAUAAUGUUGCUGGAAGAUAUAAAGAUUUUAAUUUGUAUAUCAAUACUGGAAAGAAUCAUACCACUAGUGAUGCUGAGAUUAGGGAGAAGCUCGGUUCUUGUGGUGAAAUUUACAGUUUACAAGUUAAGUAUUAUAAUAAACAACCAACUGAAGUUGCUUAUUGUUGUUUCAAAGAUGCUCAAGGUGCUCAAAAUGCUUUAGCUAAAGCUAGUGAAUUAGGAUGGACUAUUAACAAAUUCAUGACCAAACAAGAGAAGUUCAUUUCUCAAAAUAUGUAUGCACAAACUGCAUAUCCAAUUAACUUCCUUAACUUCUUUCAAAUGUUCAAUCCAAAUGUUAUUGUCCCACAACAUCCACAAAAUCAAAACAAAGAAAAAGAUCAUCGUAAGAAGUCUACAAGAGAAGAAUCAAGAAAACCAAAACCAAUUGCUGAAAAACAACCUAAAGUUGAAAAAGCACCAAUUAUUAAUGAGGAUAUGAAGAAUGAACUUGGUGAUCAACUUUAUGAUUAUAUCUUAAGUCUUGGACUUUAUGAUGAAGACCUUACUGGUAGAAUUACUGGUGUUCUUCUUGAGUCUAUUGAAUAUGCUGAUCUUAAGAAGAAGAUUGAUACUAAAUCUCCAGAAUUGACUGUCAUCAUUAAAGAAAUCGUUGAAAAUUUGAAGAAGAUUCAAAAUUAA